Molecule: messenger RNA, 9404 nt
Organism: Homalodisca vitripennis (glassy-winged sharpshooter)
Lineage: Eukaryota; Metazoa; Arthropoda; Insecta; Hemiptera; Cicadellidae
Product: mucin-3A-like
Molecular function (GO): protein binding
Source: RefSeq, a predicted model, not a curated record
CUCGCGCUCCACUCGGUGUGUAGACCGAUUGUCGUGCAUGUCCGGAUCCAUCGCGCACUGUUUCUUGUGUUUUUGUUCGUUUCAUCAAUGAAAAGUUUGUGAACCCAUCUCAUUUACAAUUUUAAAUUAUUUUCCAGUUCUUUUCGCCACCUACUGGCUACUUUCCUUCACUUUGGCGUGCCGCUUUUGUGUCUUUAUCUCCGAAGUUCGCCUGGAACUGGUUUGGAUUACGUUUUGUUUACUGUGGAACAGGUUACCUGCUGUCUUACGGAGCGGCCAGUGGAUUUUAAACUACACGUAAAGAUAUGGCCGGCUACCCUGGACGGGAGUGAGUAAUCCGAGGCGGACAGUGAGCAUGGCAUAACGGGCAGUGGCGGAGGCAGCGGACCGUAUCAGUGAGGAGCGAGAAUGGCGGCCGCGGGAACAGAAACCUCCAGCCCGGCUCUGGAGGUGCGACACAAGCCCCAGCAGUCGGCGGAUUCUGGGGCUUACCUGGAAUGGCCGGAAGAGAUUCAGGAACAACGGUAUAAUAGCAACGUGACCGGAGAGUUUGUGACGGUUGUGGCGGUUGAGCAGGCGGCUCCUACAACCUCUGAUACACCGUUCGUUACGGUGCUGUCCAUCGGAGAUCAGAAGGAGGAGGCGGAGGAAGUGCUGGUUUACCGGCUCCCCGGGGAGCGUCUGGGGUUCGGCCUGAAGUUCGAGGGUGGCCUCAAGACCGCCGAGAGGGUCAACAGACUCUUUAUCCAGUCUUGUGCGCCUGACAGCCCCGCCUCGAGGACGAGAUGCUCCUGGGGCCCUCUUCAGCCCGGGGACGAGAUACUGGAGAUUGACGGAGUAGAAGUAAAGGCGAUGACGAGGAUCGACUGUGUCCGCUCGCUGAAAGAAUCUAAUGUCGUGAUUAAACUUAAAGUAAAACAACACCGAGGUGACGAAAAGGACGAGAGCAAAUCUUCCCCGCCUCCGAUUCCCCCGAGGAAAGUUCCAAGAAGGAACUCGGCCCAGAGGGAAGCGGCUAUUGUAAAUCCUCCAGAUGGAUUUGCUGACGAGUCUAACAGAGAAUUGAAAUUUAAAAACACUUCACCGAAAACUAAGACAAAAAACCAAGAUGAUAAACACGUAGUGCCAGAAGCUGAAGUGUAUCUAGAUUUAAUUGCUCAAGAAUCUGAAAUUCUUCCCGGUGAAUCGGAAUCUGACGAUACAGGCAGCAGUAUCUCUACGGUAGUAGACAGAUUAUCUUCGGCGCCCACCACUUCGAACUCCAGUUUCUCUGACGUUCGGUCUAUAACUUCCUUGGACAUCACCACGCCUCCAACCCCCACGACGACAAACACUUGUCCGACCUUCGACUUAGAUAGGGUGCUUGAACCUUUUCUUCAGCUGGAAAGGGAAUUCUCAUCAAGUGCUGCUAUCGACGAAAGUUCUCUCUUCAACAAACUAGUGGCCGCUGCCAAUUUCACGGAGCCCUCUCACAUAUCCUUGACCAGAAGCUCUUCUAUGAAUUCCGGUAACGGGGGUGAAGAUUCCGUCGCCCUGCAGCCUCCUGCGAGUUUCCAAGACGAACCUGGUAACAGAGCUAAUUUUGACGGUGAACGUCUCCAAGUCGGAUCAGUCGAAUUGUUCGAAAACAUAACGAUAGAAAAAAUCCACUCUUUGAAAGCGAGCCCCAGAAAAUCACACAACAUAGUAUUGAAUCUGAGUUCAGACGUGGAUAAAAUCCCGUCUCUGCGCAACCGAUUAAAUUCCGAAAGUCAGGAAGAAGAUGACAAGGAAGCUCCUGCUUUACCACCGAAACCGAUCCCGAGAAAAGAUCUAAAUCAGAAAAACAAGUUCAAGUCGGGAAAGAAAAGACCCCCACCUCCACCACCACCGAGAUCUGACCGACCUCUCUGUCCCGAUCCUCAAGAUAAGGCAGAUGACCCUGCUAUAGAAAGUGAAACGGAAAACCGAAAUGAAUUAGACCAUCAUCUUCCUCGGCUGAUAGACUUUGUGCCGAAAGAUAGAACGGAUCUGGUAGUGCCCAACGCGAUUCACCCCGAGAACUCCCACCAGAACCACAUGGAGAUGCUGAUACAGAGACAGCGUCUACUGGAGAUGAUAACUCCUCAGGGUGACGUUGACCGGGAACAAAAUCACGACCACGACCGUGACCGUGAUCCGGGCCAGGAGGAGGGCGCAAGUGACGGCAGCGAGGCCGAGGGAGAGUGUCAAGAACACUGCACAACCCUGCCAAUGUGUGUACCUGCCGUGGACUCGGAUGAUGAGGUGGACAUGUCUUCCGCUCGGGUCGCCAACUUGACCACCAUCGGUGAAGAUGAAGAGGAUCAUGUCGAGGAGGAGUCGGUCGAGACAAUCCCGGAAGCGUCCACUGUAGAAACCCCGGAGACUCCCCAAGUCCUGGACGAGCCUGCUGAGGAAGCUUCUGUAGAGCCUACAUUAACAGAGGAUAAAGCAGUGAGCUCGAAUGCGGAGCCAGCAGUGGAGGUCACCCCUGAGGUCCCCCCAGCCACCCCCGCCGACAGCACCCCUUCCUUGCCCCUCUCGCCAUCACCAGCCAAGCAGGCUGCAUCAGUUGAAUGUGGAGCUAUGGACGCCUCGGCUGCUGCUACGCUGAGUCUGUCUCCGCCACCUAGUUUCUCGCGGAUGCCACCUGAUGGCCACGAGUUUCCACCCAACUACCAGGAGACCUGCCCUGAGCCUUCCAUAGCACCAGAACUGUCCUUCAAGAUGCAGCCACCUCCACCUCUACCUUCCACUGCACCCCCGAUUCCAAAAAAGAAACUGAGUGUUUCUUCCCUCGAACGAGAAAUCGAAAGCACUUCGCCCAUCAGAAAGUACUCCUCCUGCUCCAAUGCUUCGAGCACUGGCACCGAUGACUCCUUCAAGCCCAGCAGAGGGUCUUCUACUUGGCGGAAUGACGAGAAGAGUGUGAGGAGUGUUCGAGAUAAAAUCGCCAUGUUUUCCAAUGUGACAGAUGAAACACCAAUUUCACCUGCAAUUGCACCUCCAUCAUUGAGUUCUCAUAGAAAACUAAACAGGUUCAAAAGUUCUGAGGAUGUAUUUUACAACGAUUGUGUAGACGCUUCUUCUGGCAAUUUACCCUCAGGUAAAUUGUUCUCUAGGUCUGUGAUUUCUGUUGAUAAGGUGACCUCAAAUUCGUACCUGCCAGAAAGUAACCAACGAUCUACGAGCCCUAUGAAGAAGUUGCCUACGUACAGCAGCAUGGUGGACAUGUCUCAAGUGUCAUGUGGUGCAAAACAGAACAAGCCAAAUAUUCCCAAGAGUUUAGAAUAUACUAGUCGCACACAAAGCUCUAUGGAUUUAUCAUCUUCAUCCUCAGCGUAUUCUUCAGAAUCUCCAGAUUCCUCCCUGACGCCAACAGUACCAACACCUUUUAUAGGCUAUUCAAGCACAUUGCCUCGGAAAUCAUCUGCAAGGGAAAGUGAACGUAAAGUAUCUCUGUCUUCACCUAAACCUGAGAGCUAUUCACAAAUCUCACCAACUGAGACAAAAAAUAGCUUAGGCAGAGCAAUGAGUUUUAAUGGCACAAAUAAAUUACAUUCCAGAUCGCAAAGUCUUGUUGAUGUUAACUCAAUACCUCUUAAUAGGUUUGUACCAAAAAACACUAGCGAAGAGGCAAGAAGAGCUUCUUUAAAUGCUUUGAUUGAGCAGAGAAGAAGAAGUAUUUCCAAACUGAGAGGCUUAGUCAUUCCAGAGAAGGUUUCAGAAGAUGCAGUUCCUCAGACAAUACCUGAUCUACCUGAAAUCAAAAGUAGGGAUUCUAUUUUAUCAAAAGUUCCUGAAGAGGUAACAAAAAAGUCCACAUUUCCUUCUUUUGGAAACAGCAGGUAUGGAAACAAUACUUAUACCUCCCCUACAAGCACAACCCCUCCAUUCAGUACAUCAAUAACUUCUAAUAAUAAUCUUUCGUCUUUAUCAUGGAAAACUCAACCCACUGUUGCAGAUAUUCCAAAGUAUUCACCUGCAUUCAAGAGAAAAUCUUUGGCAGUGUAUGGAGUACCCUCUUUAGCAUCAUCAGUAUCUUCUUCUUUGAGUUCAAGCCGUGAAGAGUUGAGACCAAUUUUUGACAACACUGUUUCAAACAGUGUUAAAUCUCCAGUUACACCUCCCCCUCCACCAUCUAAACCUCCUCGAACAGUCAACAAUAUACCAAGAAACAGCCUGUCUUCUCCGACUGCUGUGACAUCUUUAUCACCCACUCUUUCUCAUCAUGAACCUCCUAAAUCUCUUGAAAGUAUUACGUCACCAACCCAAUCUGAUUUAAGCUUUGAGUUCAUUAGCAGCAGUGGAAGUUCACCAGAUAUCAAGAUGAUGAGAAACAUUCAGUAUGAGGACAAAAUUAAUCAAAAGAAUGGAAAUUACAUUAAAACGACUGAACCCCAAGUAAUGCCUGUGAUCAAACUGAACAAACAUCAGAGCCCAAGUGACCUUGGGAGAUCUGGUGGUGAAGAAAGUGACAAUGACUCGGCUGUAAGUUCUAGUCGUUCAAGCAUUUCUCAUGAUUUCUCCCCUCCACAGUCUCCAAUCCCUGACUUACAGAGUAGAAUAGAUGAUGAGCAUAUGGGAAGGUCACAUUUGCUGUUGUCACCUUCAAAUUCUGCUGGAAGUAGUGAUCGAAGAACAUUGAGAAGGACUCUCUCGUCUGAAACAACAGCAUCAGCAGCAUCGUCUACAGCAUCCACUUUAACUUCAGGUUCUCAAGCAAGUUGCAGCAGUUCUGGUUCUGACAGUUUAAACAGGAGAGUCCUGAAAGCCCAGAGUGUUGAGGCCAUUAAUAGGAAAAAUGUUCUAUCUUCAGCCCGUUUUAGCAGUGGACAGGAUUUAAAAAUUGGAUCACCUUUAAUUCAAAGGAAGUUUGAGGAGAAUGAAGGUUUUGUAAAUGAAGGUUUGAUCACAGAUGUAGAACUCGUUGAUGAGACAAAAGCCAAAAUUGAGACUGAAAACUUUAUUGAGAAACUGAACGGCACUUUAAAGAAAGAAAGGGUUACUGAAGUUUUACAUGAAGAAACAAAUUUAUCAGAAGUCACCCAUUAUCAUAUGGUAUCUCCCAACAAAGAGUUUAGAACAACAAAGGUGGCAUACCUUGAAGUUGAAGUAAGCGAUGGUGGAAAUUUUUCCUCACAGGAUGACUCUAGUUUCAUAGACAGCAACCCGUCUAGUAUGGAGCAUUUAGAUAAUGACCCAAUACCUGCACCUCGAGAGAAGUUACAAGUGAUGGAAAAUGGAUAUUCCAGCCAAGAACUUUUUAUGACAGAUAAUGUUGAUGGUAAAAUUGAAGAAUACACUAAACACGCAUCCAAUCAGUAUAAGGUUACCACAACUGUUGAUCUGUUCAGUGAAGAUAUCCUAGACAAUUCCACCCAGAAGAAACCUUUUAUCAAACGAUUAUCAAAAGAAAGUUUUAAUAACAAUGGGUCUUCCACCUCGGAUGAUGAUUCAUGCAAAACUACAGAGUCUCAGAGUAAAACUGAAAAUUUAAAUAGUGCAAAACAAAAUCCAAUUCCUGUUGUUCCCCCUAAACCAACAGAAAGAAAAAUCACCACAGCAGCAUCUCUUUUGCACAGUGACUCAAAAGAAUCGUCAGUCUCUAGUGAUGAUUUUAUGUCUUGCACUAGUAAACAAGAAACACCAACACUUAGUCCGAAAGAAUCACCCAGUUCAUCGAGUACAGGAAAGAUUCCAACGGCGUCAGCAAGAAAUAUCAACAACAGGAGAUCAGUCAGUGUAAACGACAUCAGAAAAGCGUUUGAGAAAGCUGAGAUAGCACUUAGUGGCAAACCCAAAUCUGGUAUCACCAAUGGAAAUGGACACAUGAUUCCCAGCCAUGCCAGAGUAUCAUCACUGGACUCUACAACCAGUGAGGACAGCUGUGCGCCUACCCCCACCCACUAUGGCUCCGUCACCAAUCUGCAGAAAGAACAGCAGUUUGGUAGCAUAACCUCUCUCGCUUCCUCUACAAGUCUCAUAUCCCAACAGGAGCUACAACAGUUGAUAGAGGAUGCUAACCAGGCACUAGAGGAGACAGGGGGCUGCAGCCAUGAGGUAGUGGUGGUGAUACUGCACAGAGACACAGCAGGAGGUAGUGUGGGAAUCACCCUGGCUGGGGGCGCAGACUAUGAAGCUAAGGAGAUCACUGUUCACAAAGUACUGGCUGGCAGUCCAGCUGACAGAGAUGGCAGGAUACAGAAAGGAGACAGGAUCCUCUCAAUCAAUGGGCGCAGCAUGAAGGGAGUAUCCCAUAGAGAGUCUCUGGCAAUCCUUAAGGCUCCUAGACCAGAGGUGGUACUGGUGGUGUCGAGGUGGCGACCCGACGGAUACACAGACCCGCAGACUGAAGACCCUCUAGUACUGAGUCUACGAAACAACCUGAGGCCACCCAGGAUACCUGAGCAGAGCUCUGGAGACAGUGAUAAAGAAGAGGUGGUGGUUGAGAGUGAAGUGGCCAGAGGACCUCCGCUGACAGUGACUCUGGUCAAGGAUGGAGCAGGACUGGGCUUUAGUCUGGAGGGUGGUAAAGACUCUCCUCUUGGUGACCAGCCCCUCACCAUCAAAAAGAUCUUCACAGGAGGCUGUGCAGAGAAGAGCGGUCAACUGUUCGCAGGUGAUGAGCUGCUGAGCGUGAACGGCACCGAUGUUACAUCCAUGUCGCGCAUCGAGGCUUGGGGACUCAUGAAGAGGUUGAGUGAUGGAAAGGUGGUUCUGUCCUUGCGGCAUAAAACUGUCAACUGAUUUUGAAGCGUUGAGUUCUAGGUACCCUUCUGAGUUUUGUGUUGUGAGUUUGCCGUAUUGAAUUGACCGGAUGUAAUUUCCAAACUACUAAUGUGCAUUUUAGUACAUUUCCAAGUGACUGAAACGUUUUGUAGCGUCAAACACAAUUAUUUAAAGCAUUGUAUGAUACAAAACAUAUGAUUAUUUCAUAAAGUAUAAAAAUUGGCCACAUUAAAAAUAUUUUAAGAUUUUCAAGCAAAUAUUUGGAUGUAAUAUUGUCAUGAGAAAUUGACUUGAGAUGUUCUUACUCGAUGUUAUUUCAAACUUAAUUAAUCAAUUGGCAGCUUUGUGCUAGUAAAAUAUAUUACACAAUUUACAGUAUUUUCUGAUUGAAAUUAAAAGUAUUUAAACAAAUUUAAAUUAAUUCUUGAAACUCUUAACCAUUGCAACGUUUUUCGAGCUCUUGUACAUUUCAAGUUUAAAACCGUCUGCUGUGGUUAAAAUGCAUGAUUAAAAAAAUAUCAACAUCCUGAAAUAAAAUGUAUAAAAAUAGAAAUGCAAACUUUGGGUACAUAGCUUUGUGUAAAUAGGAGAACCGACAGUGUUUAAAGCAACCAUGAACGUAACUGACCACUUUUAUGGCUGUGGGCAGACAGGAAGACUGCAGGUGCUAACUUGUAUAUAUGUACAGCUAAGUGUAAGCUAAAGACCUCAUACAAGUGGGAACUUGUCAAUACUUCGCAACGCAGGAGUCGACAUGUCGACACCUGCACGUUCUGUACCAUAUCCGCAUAGGCAAGUGUAAAUAGAGUUUGUUGUGUGAAUAUAUCCAGUGAUUCAAGAGAAUAUUUAUUUUCAUAGUGGUAAGCUUGGAUCAGUGUUUGAAUUUCUUCAAGUGCCUCUAAAAGUGUGAAUUCCCUUUGCAAAAUCGAGUUCAUCGGAAAACAACCCGAUAAACAACCAGAUUUACAAUUCAUAUGUAUUUUGUUAUAUAUUUGAAUAAUUUUGCAAUAUUGUGGUUUCAAUAAGGCUGUAAUAAUUUGUGUAGAAUGCUCCAGUAAAGCAAAAGGUAUUACUGUUAUGUAUUAUAUGAAUGGUUAUUACAUUGAUAUGCCAAUCAAAAUUUUUAACAUACUUACUGUAGACCAUCAUACUUCAGAAACACUUAGAUUUGUGUGUCCAGCUGCAAUUUAUAAUAUGUUAAUUAUGCACUAGGUAAAACAUAUUUUUGUAAUGAAUAACCCAUAACAUAUAUAUUAUAUAAACUACAAUAAGUAAUAGACUAAAUUAUAAUUUAUGAAAUUUGAAGUUUUCAAAUAAAAAGAAAAAUAGGUAUAAUAUAAAAUCUUUUCUUGGUUAAAAAAUAAGCAGCAUGAUCUUGUUUUUGUAAAGAAAUAACAUUUUUUGUCUGUUACAUUCCAAUAGUUCUCAGGAAAUAUAGAACAUAUUGAUAAAAAAAAUAAACAUAUUAUUAAUAAGUGCAAUUUUAAGUAACAAUGAAGACUUUUCUAUAUGUGAUAACUUGAGCACGUUCCAUUUUUAUAUGUGUGUAUUGUGUCAAGCUUUAGUGAUUUAAUAAGGGUUAAUGACAGAUUCAUUUUAAGAGCAUUUUACAACUACAGAUUUCAGUCCCAGAAUUCUAGUACAAAAUUUGUUGCAAGCAUAUGCAUUUAUGAAAUGCAUUCUAAGCAUUCUGUGAUAAAAUAAUUUUGGCAUGUAAUGCUCGAGCCUUGUAAAAAUAUCUUAAUUUACAAUAUGUUUUGAAAAAUAUUGUACAUCUUAGAAAAGUUAUGUUUAAUUGCGUUUUGUUACAUAUUUGUAAACAAAUUUUGAUUAAGGACUAGAUUGUUGUGUUUUCACUAAUAAUUUAAUUAUUCCAGUUGAUUUUGUGUAAAUUUAUCAAAUAUGUUACAUAUGUAAUUUACAAAUUUAUAUUCCUUGUAGUUAUUUUAUAAUAAUCAUGAAAGUAUUGUUUUGAUUCUUUAUAUUUUCAGAGAGUUAUUUAAAAUCAUGUGUUACUUAAUGUAAAGUAAGUAUUUAUGUGACAAAUAAUAUUGCCAUUAUUUGUUUAUAAGUAUACUUUAAUAUAUUGAAGUAAGUAAAUAUGGUUUAGAGAGAAACCAAUCAACAACUUCUUUUCUUUAUAAUUUAGAUGUUCAUAAAUAAGUGUGAAUAUAUUUUUCCAAACACUACAAAUAUUAAUCAUUUUAAGAUAUGCUUUUAUUGUAUGUAUAUAGAGUUUUUAUACAUUAGUCAUUAGAUUUAACAAAAGCUUUAACAUUCUAAAUUUAUUUUCUUUACUUGAGGUUUAAGUUAUGUUUAUUAUUCUUUAUUAUUUGUUUUUUUAAUGCAUACAUUCUUGCCUUCCCGGUUUUAUUCUUCAUGUAGUGUUCCUUAAACUUAUAACUAAAACCUAACAGCUUAGACGUCUAAUAUUGUUUACAUAAGAAAGUGAGUAUCAUGUAAAGUACCAACGAACGAGUAUUAUGUGUUUACUAUGCAGUACUUAUUACUUUAUUUCAAUAUAUUUAUUAGUGUUCUUGGUCUAAUUUCAUGUAGAUACAUAAUAAUACAAUAAUUUUAACAGUGUUACAAACAUAAAUCUUAUCUCUCUCUCUGAUCAAGUGUUAUAAUCAUGUAUAUUGUAUUGUGCUGAUUAAAGUGUUACAAAUGUA